UUCCGUUCAGUGUGUUCGCAACCUUCAUACGUUUCAGAUCAACUCUAAAAUUUGAUUCCGAUUCAACCUUUUUUAAUAGUACCAAAACAAAAAUUCGGUGUUUUUUUCCAAAUCUAAAUUCCAGUAUUUAACAACAUACUUUCCACAAAUCUCCAAAUUAUUCCGUUUUUCACAUUUUCUAAAACUAAACCAUUUCUGGCUGGCCGAGAUGACGUCUACCCUAAACGAAAAAGCCCUGGACCAGCACUUUGCGGCACAGACGCGUAUGCUGGCCCAAUUGCUUGGGGAUCAGAUUACCAAGAACGAGCACAUGCUCACGCAGAAAUGGCUGCGCCACUUCAAAAGGGCCUGCAAGAACGACAAGUACGCUCGCAACUGCCUGAUGUUGUUGAUGUACGGACAGCUGAAGGAUAUGGGACGUCUGAGCGAGCCAUUCCUAAACAUGGACAACAUGCAGUUAAGCAUGCAGAUGGUGCUGGCCGAGUAUGACGGCGAUUUGGCCGAGAAGAUGGCGUCGCGCGGUAAUGACCAAGCGGAUAGUGGCGUUGGUACACCAACAGUGGAUGGUGUCGAUGGUACACAAACGGACGUACAAGCCAACGCCGGCAAUACUGGAGGCGGUAUCACUUGGGCUUCUCCAAGCCGAACGGUCGUGCCCGACACGGAAGCCCCGUCUAUCCUACAAAGUGUGAGACAGGCAAACCAAGUGCUGCUGAAUCAGAUGAGGGCUGGACUGCCUUUCAGUUACCGAGCCGUCCCCAUGGGGCCCAGGCCGCAAUACAAUUUACAAAUGCAGCAACCGAACCACACGCACCAACCAAGCACCAUCCAACCAUCACACCAACAAAACCAUAUAAUCCAGAAUAACCAACCGAACCAGCAGCAUCAGCAGCAUCAGCAAUACCAGCUGGCACCGCACCAAAACCGAGCAAAAAUCGAGCAGUACCAGCAGCACCCGCAAAACCAUCCGAGCGAGCAGCAGCCACACCACCCGCAGAACCACUUGAGCGAGCAGCCCCAGCACCACCCGCAGAACCACCCAAUCGAGCAGCACCAGCAGCUCCAGCACCACCCGCAAAACCAUCCGAUCGAGCAGCACAUGCACCACCCGCAAAACCAUCCCAGCGAACAGCACCUGCACCACCCGCAAAACCAUCCGAUCGAGCAGCACCCGCAGCUCCCGCACCACCCGCAAAAUCAUCCGAUCGAGAAGCACCCGCAAAACCAUCCGAUCGAGCAGCACCCGCAACACCAGCAGGUCCAGCCGCCCCAUCAGGUCCAGAACAACCUGGUCGAAGAUGUCUGGAACCUUUCACUGCAAGCCAUUGGACGUCUGGAACAGUGGAGAGGAAGCGAGGAUAAGCUAGGCUUUUUUUCACUCUGCCUACGCCCAUUGACCGCGCAAGACCCGGAAAUCCGAAGGAAUAUUCCGGAGCUAGAUCGCAGAUUGGGUAUGGUAGUCAACCAAAUGAUUGACAAUGCUGGGGAAUCGUUUAAGACUGAAGAAAAUGCCAUUUUGAAAGAGCGAGCCAACCAAACUAGAAGACGACAGGAGUUGGAACAGUUUAGCGCGGAGCUUGAUCGUCGGGAGCACGAGUUGCGUCGUCAUGAGGCCGCUAUCCUACAGAAUGAGGUCGGGCGAUCCCAGAAUCUGAACCACGGGCGAGCUCAGUAUCCGACCGGAGACGAGCGACAAACACGUUUUGCUGAGGAGCGCGGUCACCCACGUCAUCCGGGCAAUUACCCUAUGCAUAAUGCUUUACCAGGUGUCCAGUGCACACAUUUCCAGACCAACGACCUGAGUGGAGGCGCCACUUCGGUUCCCUUGGAAGGUACAGCCAUAAACUAUAACUGUCCCCGAUGCGAUAUUGGGGGAUCGGCAACGACUUUCAACAGCGUUGAGUUUCUCCAACGCGAUCAAGGAGUCGAGCCUCAAGAUAUGCCGUCGGUAUGCGACGAGUCCCAACUCAAACACCAGUGGUGACGUGACGAACCCACGAGCGAGUCGAGCAGCCCGAAGAAGUCCUGUUGGAUGGCGGAGCCACUCUAGCAUCUACUCUGCCCACUAGUAGCAUGGCGAGCACACAUUAGAAUAAAUAAACAAUUCCUUAAACGCCC
This is a messenger RNA of Drosophila pseudoobscura, 2118 nucleotides long. RefSeq names its product PAX-interacting protein 1. The record is from RefSeq and is a predicted model, not a curated record. The transcript has a single exon. Bases 209 to 1984 code for a protein of 591 amino acids. Lineage: Eukaryota; Metazoa; Arthropoda; Insecta; Diptera; Drosophilidae.